AAUCCGUAAUUGGCCGAGAAUUGCCGAAUCAUCUGUCCUACCCGGACUGCUGGAAGCUGCGCCAUGUUGGCCAAGUCUCUGAUGAAUGCGAGGAGAAAAAUGCCAGAAAAGACCCUUGACAAGAAGAGGAGGUAGAUCUUCGCGGGAGGUUGACGGCCGUGGCAGUGAUUAUUUUUUUUGGGGGGGGGGUUUCUCUUUUUUGGGAAAAGGAGUGAGCCGGGCCGGGAUCCGCAGAGAGGCUCCGGACGGGCGAGGGAGGCUAAAAACCUCCCACCGUCCCCAUGAACAGCAUCGCCGAUCCCAGCAGCGACUUUCCAUGAAAAAAAGAAAGAUUUGUGUUGAUAUUUGAGCCUCGUUAUCCCGCUUCGUCGUGGGCCUGCCCGCUUCUACAGCCCACUCGGCUCGCUCCAAUGUGUGCAAGCUAGGCGACGCUUGCUUCUCUAUUUAUCAUUAUUGCUUUUUUUACGUGUUGAUGGUUGUUUUUUUACGAUGAGUUUGCCAUCCAAAGUGGUCCCCAAACCCGCCGCUGUCGCUGCCAGCGGUCCUGGAAGCGGCCCCUCUCCGGCGAACCAACUGCGGGCUACACUGACCUCCGUGUCUCUGCCGCCGGGUGCCCCGGCAGCCCCCCAGCACGGCGCUGCACCACCGACUCAAAUUCCCCGGGUUCAGCAAUCACUGGAUGAGCGAAUCUUCUCUACACAGCCUGGCGUGGCUGCCCUCUAUAGCCUCCCCAGGCAUGUUGGCCCCCAGUACACUACUCACGACAUCACAAAAGGACAUCCAAACUUGGCGGGCACCCCACCCGGUCAUGCCCACUCCCCGGCACUCUCUCAGGUUUCAGUACCCACAGCUCCCCCAUAUCGCUACCCUAAGGGCUGGGAGACCAGCGGAGGGUCUCCAUACAACCCUGGGCAGAAUGCUGGUUCAGCUCCUCUGGUGUAUUCUCAGACACAGCCAAUGAAUGCACAGCCACAGAGUCGCCCGGUGAGUGUCAUACCCAUCAUCCCACCACCAUUUGCUACAGGCCCGCGACCAACCCACCAUCAGGGAGGAUUCAGGCCCAUCCAGUUUUUCCAGAGGGCUCAGAUGCAGACGGCAAGGCCCACCCUCCCUACAAACACUCCCACGAUACGGCCCGGCUCGCAGGCUCCCACGGCGGCCGUCUACACUAAUCAAGCAAUCAUGAUGGCCAUGGCGCCCAUGCCUUUCCAUUCCCCUCAGGCGCCACAAUACUACAUCCAACAGUAUCGACACAACUCGCCCUAUGUGGCGCCGCCUCAACAGUAUUCUGUCCAGCCCCCGGGGUCUGGCCCCUUUUAUCCAGGUCCAGGACCAGGGGAGUACUCUACCCCGUAUCACUCCCUCAGGUAUCACGCACCCGUAUCACCGUCAGUCCCUGCCCCCGUUGCCACAGCCGGCCCAUCCUUUUACCCAGGGCAGACCGUGUACCCUGCCUCGCCGCCCAACAUAGUGCCUACACCACAGCAACCUCCACCAGCCAAGCGUGAAAAGAAAACCAUUCGUAUCUGUGACCCCACUCAGGAUGGAAGGGACAUCACUGAGGAAAUCAUGGCGGGAGUCUCAGGAAGCAGGAACUCAACGCCUCCUAUCGCUCCUCCUUCAUCCACUCCCACACCCCGUCAGCAGCAGCAAGUGAGCAACAGGCAGACUCCGGAGCUGCAGCCACAGCAUGCCACGUGUGGAAGCUUUGCAUUGGACCCCCCUCAGCAGCAAGACGUGACAACUGCGGCUCCAGAUGCCAAACCAGUGCCAGAAGGGAGCCCAAAACCAGAGCCGUUUGUUCAAAAGGGUUCCUCACCCGGGCUUCUGCAUCCAGAAGGUCCCUCGGAGAGACUGGAGGCCAGCACCCCCAUUUCAGAAAACUCUUCCACUGUGGAACCAGAGCUUGCCUUCCCUGCCUCACCGCCGGCCCCUGCAAACCUCCCACCCUCGGUGGUCAAUGCAGGUGACCGUCCCCCCUCCCCCUCUGGCGGGGACCACAGACCUUCUAUAGCCUCGCCUCAUAUUCCCAACACAGACCAGCCCUUCUCAGAUUCCCCCCCAAUCUCGCCAUCGCUCCCUCCCAAGGCCGUGAAUGGUCUUGCAGACCCUGAGGCUGAAGCGGACUCCCCAGGUCACGAGCCGCCACAUCUCGCCUUCCCAGCUGGAACACGACCUCUCCUUUCUUCUCCUGCUUUCCAAGAGAACUCCCCCUCGGAAACAUUUCCCAUUGCUGCUGAGCUCGCUCCUAUGGCGUCUUUGGCCGUGGUGCCAGUCGCCCUGACCUCCAGCCCAGCCCCUGCAGUCCCACCCGGCCUUCCGCCGCUGGUUCAGGCCACAGCAGAGGUCGACGAGCUGAAGUCCCUGGACAAAAAGGACCUGGUCUCCAGAGUACGAGCCGAGUUUCAUGGUGUUGUGACUGAAGGAGAGUCACAUAAUCAUUCAGUCACCAGGAAGAGCCCUACUCCAGUAAAUCAAACUUCUCCUGUUAUACCAAAGACCUGGAGGAAACCAAAUGAAGUGAUUCACGCUGGAGAUGCACCUCUGAAGGAGCACGAGGACCAACCCCGGCCCAUAGACCCAGUCCUUGUGGAUCCGGCGCUGCUGGGCGGGCCAGCGAGCCCACCGUCAGUCUUCACCUCCACCACCGUUCCUGCUUCUGCCGGCAGCCCGGAUGCUGAUGGGAAACUGGCUGUCUCAGAGGAGAACGGCGAGGCUGAACCGGAGCCUCUAAGGAACGGGGCGGGCCACACCUCUGAGACUGAGAGCAGCGACAGCGGAGUCUCGCCCGGGGACAAAGAUAACUCUACUGGUGCCUCACAGGACCUAGAAGACCUGGCAGAGAGGAAGCGGCAGUAUGACAGGGAUGUCCUGUUGAGCUUCCAAUUCAUGCCUGCCUGUGUGCAGAAGCCCGACGGUCUCCCGCCCAUCAGUGAUGUGGUGCUUGACAAGGUGAACCAAAACAAGCUGCCUUCUCGAGUGGUGGAUCCCAGGGUGAUUUCCAGGGGACCUGAUUUUACACCUGCAUUUGCAGACUUUGGCAGACAGAUGAGCAGCACACGAGGCGCUAUGCUAAUGACCUUGGGCACACGGCGGCCUCCCCCCAGGAAGAUCAUCAUGAACGUGUCGGUGAACGCCGAUGUUAAGCUGAAAAGAUCAGAGAACGCCUGGAAGCCGGGCGCAAAGCGGGAUGGUGUGGCAGUGGACGACCCUGAGAUGCUGAAGACACAGGAGCUAUUUAAAAAGGUGCGAAGCAUCUUAAACAAGCUAACGCCUCAGAAGUUCAGCCAGCUGAUGAAGCAGGUGACAGACCUGACCAUUGACACAGAGGAGCGACUCAAAGGAGUCAUUGACCUGGUCUUCGAGAAGGCCAUCGAGGAGCCCAGCUUCUCCGUCGCCUACGGACAAAUGUGCCGCUGCCUCGCCGAGCUCAGAGUGCAAAUAGCAGAUAAACCCAACAACACGGUCAACUUUCGCAAACUGCUUCUACAUCGCUGCCAGAAGGAGUUUGAAAAGGACAAAGUAGACGACGUGGUCUUUGAGAAGAAGCAGAAAGAGCUAGACUCUGCUGACUCGUCCACAGAGCGCGAGAGGCUGCAGGAAGAGCUGGAGGAGGCCAAGGACAAGGCUCGGAGGCGAUCCAUCGGCAACAUCAAGUUCAUCGGGGAGCUUUUUAAGCUGAAGAUGCUGACCGAGGUCAUCAUGCAUGACUGUGUGAUCAAGCUGCUGAAGAACCACGACGAAGAGUCUUUGGAGUGCGUGUGCAGGCUGUUUACCACCAUCGGCAAAGACCUGGACUUUGAGAAGGCCAAGCCUCGGAUGGUCCAAUAUUUUAAUCAGAUGGAAAAAAUAGUGAAGGAGAAGAAGACGUCGUCUCGGAUACGCUUUAUGUUGCAGGAUGUCAUCGACCUAAGAUCGAACAAUUGGGUGUCCAGAAGAGCUGAUCAGGGGCCCAAAACUAUUGAGCAGAUCCACCAGGAUGCCAAAAUUGAAGAGCAGGAGGAGCAAAGAAAAGUGCACCAGCAGCUGCUCUCCAAGGAAAACAAGAGACGAGAUCCCAGAGAACAGCGAGAACAGCGAAUGCCAAGAGAAGAUAUCUGGAAUACAGUGCCUAUGACCAAGAACAGCAGGACAAUCGACCCCAAUAAGAUCCCAAAGUUCUCCAAGCCGCCGACGGACGAGAAGAUCCAGCUGGGCCCUCGCCCUGGCACAUGGGUGAAGGGCAGCAGCGGUGGAGCCAAGGCCAGCGAUUCAGAUCCUUCACGGGGCGGCAGCAGCCCCAACCGCUACUCUGCGCUGCAGCCGUCUAAACCCGCCUUGUCAGCUUCUCCACAGAACCAAGACUUUGAUUCGGGGCGGAACUUGGGAAGUCGAUGUAGCACAGCCAAAGACCAUAGCGAUAAACCACAUGUCCCUGCGCCGGUAACAUCCAGGCCAGCCUCAUUCAACAGGGGGGACAGCUCCAAGGACCUGCGAGACAGUCAGACCAUGGAGGAGGCAGGGAAGGAGAAGGAAUAUGCAGCAGCUGAGCCCCAGAGACCCAGUGUCACUGAGGACAAGCCUGAGCUGGAGUGCAGCAGUAUCCAAGAACUGGUCAAACCUGAGCAGGCCGCACAGCCACUGGAGAGGCCAGUCCUGUCCGAGCAGGAGAUGGAGAGGAAGUCCAAGUCCAUCGUUGACGAGUUCCUCCACAUCAGUGACUAUAAGGAAGCUGUCCAGUGUGUGGCCGAGCUGGUUUCGGGACCUCAGCUGCAUGUGUUUGUGCGCGUCGGGGUGGAGUCGACCCUAGAGCGUAGUCAGAUCACACGGGACCACAUGGGCCAGCUCUUCUUCCAACUGGUACAGCAGGGAACCCUGCCAAAACAGCAGUUCUACAAAGGGUUUUCUGACAUCUUGGAGCAGGCGGACGACAUGGCCAUUGACAUUCCUCACAUCUGGCUGUACCUGGCCCAGCUGCUCAGCCCGGUGCUGAGGGAGGGGGCCUUCUCUAUGAGAGAGCUCUUCAGUGAAUUAAGCAAACCUCUGCUCCCUGUGGGAAGAGCAGGAGUCCUCAUAUCUGAAAUACUGCACAUACUAUGCAAACACAUGAGCCAUAGAGCUGUGGGGUCUCUGUGGAGAGAAGCCGGCCUCAGCUGGACUGAUCUUCUGCCAGAGGGAGAAGACGUCCAGACCUUUAUCUCGCAACAGAAGCUGGAGUCCAUCCUGUCGGACGUCUUGGGCCCUGAAGCUGCUCUGUCCAAGAAGACUUUGUCCCCAGAAGAGCUGAGCCGGCAGCUGGAGCGGCUCCUGCUGGAGGAUAUGGCCAGCGACGAGCAGAUCUUUGACUGGGUGGAGGCAAACCUGGAUGAACAUCAGACCAGCUCCUCCCCCUUCCUAAGGGCGCUAAUGACGGCCGUGUGCAAGGCGGCUGUGAAAGACGUCAGCACCAACUGUCGAGUGGACAAGGCCAUCAUCCAGAGGAGGUUGCCUGUAUUACACAAGUACCUGAACUUAGACACUGAGCGACAGCUGCAAGCACUUUAUGCACUUCAGGCGCUGAUAGUCGCCUUGGAUCAGCCUGCUAACCUCCUGCGGAUGUUCUUUGACUGCCUCUACGACGAGGACGUCAUCUCGGAGGAGGCCUUCUGCAUGUGGGAAUCCAGCAAGGACGCCGCGGAGCAGGAGGGCAAAGACGUGGCCCUCAAGUCCGUGACGGACUUCUUCACGUGGCUGCGGGAGGCCGAGGAGGAGUCGGAGGACAACUAAAGCGGGCGACGGCGGAACAAGCGAGCGGGACGACUUGUUUACAGCUGGAAUUCUUUUUCUGCGGUACGGUUCGCAAACAUGCCGGAGUUUUCAGUUUGGAUUCCAACGGCGGAAGCACUAAAUACAUGUAUUAUACAUAGAAAAUAUUUUUGUUUUAAAUUUUAACUUACUUUUUUUGUUACUUUUGAAGAAAAAAGACUUACAAUAUGCAUAGGUUCUGGACUCUUUAAUUUAUUAUUUUUUUAAGGACUGCAAAUAUGGACGUGAGAACUCAACAACAGAAAUAACAAUAUAAUAACAAAAUUAUGAAUUGUAAAAUAAACAGCCUCCCUCCAUCCUACACUGUUUGCUUUGAAACAGGGUGGACCAAAGGGAAGCAUGCGUGAAGUUAAAAGUCAUCAUCAUCCGAUCCCUGGCAUCCCGCGUGUUGCGUUCAAGAAGCCUGGGAAAACUGACAUUUACGGAAGGUGCGGCCAAAUGCCAGGAGGGGGGUGCUUGUGACAAAAUGCUUGUAAUACUUCAGAGCCCGUUAAAUGCUUGUAAAUACAUUAAAGAUGGGGAAAAGUAUUUCACAAUGAA
Molecule: messenger RNA, 6324 nt
Organism: Entelurus aequoreus (snake pipefish)
Lineage: Eukaryota; Metazoa; Chordata; Actinopteri; Syngnathiformes; Syngnathidae
Gene: eif4g3a
Product: eukaryotic translation initiation factor 4 gamma, 3a
Exons: 35
Coding region: 490-5745 (1751 amino acids)
Cellular component (GO): eukaryotic translation initiation factor 4F complex
Molecular function (GO): protein binding; translation initiation factor activity; mRNA binding
Source: RefSeq, a predicted model, not a curated record